AUGCCUCCAGCUCAAUACCCUCACCUCCCUCAGGAUGGCACCUUGGUGCAUGUCAAGAGUCGUGCUCGAUUUGCCCUGGAUGCAGACGACUGGAAGUGGUUCAACAAGAGGGUGCCGACCGAGUUGCGGCGACUAGCUGAGGAGGAGGGCUACCAGCUUGUGAUCUUCUCGAACCAAGGAGGCAUCCGGAGUGCCCUCACAGGGGCCGGGGCAGUAAAGACCCGGGGCCGAGUGGACAAUGUCCUUGCCGCCCUGACUGGAAAGGACGGCCCCCUCCAUGCUCAGGUCUUCAUGUCCACACUCCCUGACGAUCUGAGGAAGCCCGGCACCGGCAUGUGGGACUUCUUCACAGAGCACUGCAAUGCCGGUGUUAAACCAGACUUGUCACAGUCGUUCUAUGUCGGCGACAUGGCUGGGCGCGUGGGUGACAUCCAGGGGACAAACAACCCCACCCCCUCUGACACUGACAAGGGCUUUGCGGAGGCCAUUGGCAUAGCCUUCAAGACACCAGAAGAAGUGUUCGGGGAGGGUGAGGCGAAGAAGGAGGUGGUGUUUGAGGGCUCUUCAGGCAAGAACGACGACCUGGCGGAUGCCUUCCAGACCCUGACCGAUCACUUUCGGAGAUUGGGCGAUGGCUUCAAGGCCAACGCCUUUGCAAAGGUCCAAAAGGUCUUGGCGGGCUGGCCCACCAAGAUCACAUCCUCCAAGGACCUCAAGGGCGUGGCUGGGAUCGACGAGUUUCUGGAGACAGGGAAGUUUGCGGUUCUAGAAGAACAGGGCGGUGAAGCAGCCCAGCUCCCAUCCAAGGCCGCUGCGGAUGCUGCACCGUUCCUGAAUAUUUAG
This is a messenger RNA of Auxenochlorella protothecoides, 843 nucleotides long. Its product is annotated as Bifunctional polynucleotide phosphatase/kinase. Bases 1 to 843 code for a protein of 280 amino acids. Gene Ontology annotation, biological process: DNA repair. Gene Ontology annotation, molecular function: ATP-dependent polydeoxyribonucleotide 5'-hydroxyl-kinase activity; polynucleotide 3'-phosphatase activity; double-stranded DNA binding. The record is from RefSeq and is a predicted model, not a curated record. The transcript has 9 exons. NCBI's taxonomy places the organism in Eukaryota, Viridiplantae, Chlorophyta, Trebouxiophyceae, Chlorellales, Chlorellaceae.